CUACGUAAAAAGAAUGGAGAAGAGGAGCCGCAGGAGCUGUUGGUGUUUGGAUAUAGCUGCAAAUUAUUUCGAGAUGAUGACAAGGCGAAAAUGAUUGAUCAAGGAAAGCAUUUGAUACCAUGGAUGGGCGAUAACACGUUGAAAAUAGACAGAAGAACUGAUGUCCGAACAGUCUGAGCAAAUGUGCAGCAGUUCAAAAAAAACACUACCAUGAAUGGUUUACGUAUGGAUAAGCAAUCUGGAGACUGUUUAAGGUUUCUGCAGGUGUCUUGGCUGUGAACAGGCGGUGUGGAAGCGCGGUAUAUGCGCUCUACACGUCCGUAGAGCAAGUGCUCUCGCGACAUUGGUGCUUACGGCUGACCGUCGGCGCAGCAGCAAGAUACGAUGGACGUGGUGCUCUGGGGGACUUAAGGAUAUAUGAACCACCAUCAGGUGGGUUUGAUCAGCGUACAAUCCUUACGGAGGAAGAGCUUAAAGUGGAACAACUAUGCGAUGAAGAACGGUAUCGAUCUCUUUUCAACGACGACAUGGAAGAUUCUUUAUACCAUGAGGAGGAAAUGAAAAGGCUGCAUCAAGCAUUGGAUUCAGAAAACACGUAUAGCCAGGUAGCGUAUAAUUACAACGAGGAAGGAAACGGUUCGAAAAUUGCAUGUGAAGAUUCUCAAAGUCCAAAACAAUCGGAGGGUUCUCAAGAAGAGGAUCAGGCAUUCGUUCCACCAUCCGAUCUAGAAAUUCCAGACGGUAUUCCAUUGCCGGAAACACAGAAAUUAAACGCUAUCAUAACAAAAACGGCAUUGUUCAUAAGUCGUCAAGGGGGCCAAAUGGAGAUCUUGAUUAAAGCGAAGCAGGCAAACAAUCCGCAGUUUUCGUUUUUGUCGAUAGACGGACGCCUUCACCCGUAUUACAGAUACAUACUGGACGCGAUCAAGAGCGGAAAGUACAAUCCUGAAAAGCAGCCUGAGAAAGAAGAAUCCGAACACGAAGAAGGAUCGUCGGAUCAGGAUGACGAAUCGUAUCUACAUCCAAGUCUGGCACCAUCUUUCACCAAGAUAGAAGCGGCGCCCAGUAUUCCCAGUAUACAAUACAAACCAUCUGCUGACUGUGCGUAUUCGAUGCUGGUAAAUAAAAUCACAGGGAAACCUCCACCCUCGAAGAUUCCGCAACCGCCUGAAACACCUGUUCAACCACCGGCUCCUACUCUCGGAUAUUAUCAUCCGAUACCUGGACAAGGCUACAGUCCUUACCCGACACCCGUGCAGUACUCUCACGGUCCCGUGGCAUAUGGGCCAAAUGGCCAAAUACAGUCUCCUGGUCAGCUUUCAGUUAUAAAUGUACCACCAUCUGCAACCGACGUAACUGUAACUCAUGCGUCGACAAUUGAACCACCUUCGCCGUUGGUCCCAUACGGAUCUACACCGCAAAAACAAUUAAGUAGACCGUCAUUCAUCGUGCCUCCAGCAGACGUUCAGAUAGUUAUUGAUAAAAUGGCUAGUUACGUGGCGAAAAAUGGCAGAGACUUCGAGGCGAUCGUGAAAAAUAAAGGCGAUCCGAGAUUCAAUUUUCUCGAACUGUCGCAUCAGUAUCACGGCUAUUACGCGCACAAGCUGACAAUAUACGAGGGUGCUAUAAAUCCAAAGGUACUGACGGAGGAGGAGCUGUUGCAGAAGCAGGAACCGCUGGAGGAGAAACAGAAAAAGUUAGAGGAGCUCCAGAAAAAGCAGCAACGAAUGGAGGAGGUGCAAAAAAGAGUGAAGAUGAUUCAGGCAAAGAAGAAGUGCGAUACGAGAGCGAAGCAGAUCACGCCGGGCACUAAACAGAUCACCACAGUAUCAUUUUCAAUUAAGAAACCAAAAGAUGGGGAAACCGGAGUGAUUGAAAAGCGGAACGCUCUCCCAUUGGAGGAGAGUGACGACGAGAUGGAAAACGAGAACAAAGACACUAACUCAAAGCCAAGCUCGCCGCAGAAUGUCAAUGAACAGAAUUUUGGUCCCGGCGUAGAUAAAGAUUCCUGGAAGUCGGAGAAGAAAUCGAGGAACGAGGAGAAGGAAUUGGUGGAUCUUACAGAUGAGAUUCUAGAAGAUUGCCAAAAAGAGAUCAGACAUAAACAGGCCGAGGACAGAAUCAAAGAUAAAUUGGUCGCGGCGGCAAGAGACAAGCUAGCCGCCACAUCCAGGGAAAGACAGUUGCAGUUAGAGAGGAAAAAGAAAGCAGCUGCGUUCUUAAGCCAAAUACAGUCUUCCGUGUUAUCGAAAACGAGUGGAAUGACCGUUCAGUCCGCGCGGAAAGACGACUCUGAUGAAGUGCAUUCCGUACCAUCGCCAACUCCUUCUCCGUCGUUCGACGAUGGGAAGCCGUGCGACUCGAAAACGGGCGGCAACUCGUUGAUGGACAGAUUGAAGAGUGCUGACUUCACUGGUAAAAGAUCUAGACCACGAUCGAGAAGUCCCGACGGAAGUCGAAGUCACAGCGAUCGGCAAAAGUAUCACAAGAAACACAAGAAAAAGAAAAGUACUCACAGAAGCAGCCAUGACAGCCCCAGCAGUUCCCGAUCCCAUCGAUCGAAGAAAAGCAAGAAGUCCUCGUCGAAACAUAGAUCCCGAUCGCGAACACCAUCCCGAAGACACCACCACAGCGCGCGACGGAAGGGAAGCAACUCGUCCUGUUCAGACUCGAGCUCGCCUUAAUUCGUCCUUUUGAUAACUUUAUACGUGUAAAAUUGUAUAUACACUCAUAUACAGACGUACACAUGCAUACACAACAUUAUACACAUACAUACUCGCGGGCAUCUGCGGUUGUUAUCGUGCAGACGAUAAUUUUAAUACAACUUUUGUCCAAGAAACAAAAACAGAGGAAAAUAAAAAAAGAUUGAAGAGUAAGACAACACUCGAACGGUAUUAUAUAAUAUAAAGUUAUCCACUUGUCUGCCUCCAUCCGCCUUUCGAU
Messenger RNA from Nomia melanderi (Alkali bee), 2943 nucleotides. NCBI's taxonomy places the organism in Eukaryota, Metazoa, Arthropoda, Insecta, Hymenoptera, Halictidae. The record is from RefSeq and is a predicted model, not a curated record.